Pogona vitticeps (central bearded dragon) is the source of this 6008-nucleotide messenger RNA. NCBI's taxonomy places the organism in Eukaryota, Metazoa, Chordata, Lepidosauria, Squamata, Agamidae. The record is from RefSeq and is a predicted model, not a curated record.
AUAUCAACAGAUUUCUACUGUUCCUGCUUUGUGGCUUUACCAAGCUUUGGCUCACACAGAUUAAGAAGGGCAGUUCAAGCAUUCACUGUAAAGCAUGAAAUAUGCUGGUUUUGCUUUGGUUGCUUUCCCUAACAAUUAUCCAUGUUCUGGAGGAGAAGCUUGUCCUGCUCAGCCUUGGCUUUCUUCCAGGAAAUGCUAGUUCACUCACUACAGGUGCAGGUAAAGAAAACAGCCAGGCCCUUUCCUGUUCCCGAAGGUGCUCAGAAAACAUAACACCAUCUAUGAUUCUGGGGCUCAGAAGAAAGAUAUGGAGGAUUCACUUCGUUCUUCAAAUGUGUGUAUAGCUGCAAAUAUAUCUGCAGUGUAUGAUUUAAGUGCACAGCUUCAGGUAUUUACACUUCUGAAGUCCUGAAUUUUAAGAACCACCCCCCCUGACAAACUGAUCUUCCAUGAGCUUACAAUGCAGGGGAUUCAGGCAGUAGAGAAAAAAGUUGCGUUGGUGAAGGAAUCCUUAUUCACAUCUACCAAAGAGAGCCAAGAGUGUAGCAGCAGACUUGGACUGAAAAGGCAACGGUGCCACGAGCCACCAUUGGAAGGAGCUGUCUGCAUCUCUCAGUGCUCUACUGAGCAUGUCCCGGAGGAGCCCUGUGCUAGCAGCACGUUAUGCAAAAAGGCAGCUCGAGCAGCAGCUGGGAGAGAGGCAGAGCAAGGCUUGGCUCUACUUGCAUCACCACCGCUUGAAAACAAACCUGGAUUUCUCGAGCGGUCUCGGCUGCCGGCAGGCUGGCCGAACGAAACAGAGCAGCAUGGCUUGAUUCCUGAUGCUGCAGGAUUGCUAAACAACAUGGGGAACCAAGAUGGGAAGCUGAAGAAGAACGCAGGUGAUGCACACGAAGGAGGUGAGGAUGCUUCUGGGCCCAAGGAUGCGGAGAGCACAAAGAAGGGAGCCGGGAGCAAAAAGGGGCUGGGGAGGCAUGGCAAAGGGAGCGAAUCCGGCAAAAAGAAGGGCAAGUCAGAGUCCCGAGCAUCUGUGUUUUCAAAUCUGAGGAUCAGGAAAAAUCUAUCCAAAGCUAAAGAUGGAAACAGCAGCUCCAGAGAGGAUGUUUUAGAAAGCCAGGCCUUGCAAACAGGGGAGCUGGACAGUGCUCACUCGAUUCUCACCAAAACUCCUGAUAUAAGCAUUUCUGCAGAUGAGGGGGGUCUCUCAGACACAGAUGUGGAGCAUUUUGAAAAUACAAAUGAAACUCGCCCAGCUGCUGCCGAGCCGCAGGAUGGACAAAGGACCAGCUCGGGCUCCGACACGGAUAUCUACAGUUUCCAUUCAGCCACCGAACAAGAGGAUUUGCUUUCUGAUAUCCAGCAGGCGAUCAGACUGCAACUGCAGCAGCAGCAGCAGGGGGCAAUUAAUGUUGGAACUGAGCAGCAUGGCCCCAAAACAAUGGACCUACACAUGGCUAAUUCUCAAGCAGCCCCUUUAGAUUUUGAAAGGUUCCUUUCAUUCAGCAGCGAGAAAGAUAGCAGCCCAGAAACUGAACAACCUUUCUCUGCUAAAUCGGAAAUUACAGACUACAUCCCUGCCGACAAUAUCGAAAGUGAAGUAAAAGGAGCGACAAAUGGAAUGGGCCAUUCCUGCAGCAGUGUAUUUGAUGGACAAGAAGAAGCCAGGCAGUUGCCAGGGGAUCAGGAACAACCUGCCAGUGGGCCGAAAGAUUUGUCCACUCCCGAUGGUGCAUUGUCAGAAAAGGGAACUCUGCAGAGCCAUUCUGUGUUUGAUUUCCCAUCCCCAGUGGGGGAAUCGGAGACCGAAGGAAUGGCAGUUGAAUUUGCAGCUACAGAAAGAGAGGAUGAUAUUAUGGAUACAGGCCACACUCAGGUUGAGGAUGAAGCCAAAGAAGAGAAAAGGGAGAUGUCAGCCAGCAGAGGAGCAUUAGAUGAUGAGUUUGCUCCUGAAAUGAAAAAUGGUAUUUUGUCCUCAGAGGACGUCUCAAGUACUCCCACGCAUAGUUCCAAGUGUUUAAAGCCCUAUCCUCCCAUCAACCCCUGCUACAUCAAAACCACCACGAGGCAGCUGAGUUCUCCAAACCACUCACCCUGCCUCUCCCCAUCCCAGAGUCCACUCUUUAAAAGGAGACGUGAGGCCCCUCGGAAGAAUGAGCAUGCAGCGACCAAGAAGCAAAGGUCCUCCAGUCUCGCUGGUCCAUUCAGCCGAUCAGCAGACUGGACUGAGGAGGUUUCAGAUCACAGGGGUGAAGCAGCUCGUAAGUCAGGCUCUGCAGAUUUCUUGGAGUACAGACAGAGCGGAGAUGGUUUCCAAGGAGAGAGAGUACCUUUGAAUCACUUGAGAAAGUCCUCAGGGAUCUCACCUUCUGCUGACACCUUCCCCAAUGUUUUUAGAGGUCGCACUCUGCUGGAAAAGCUGUCCAGCCAGCAAGAGAAUGCACCACAAGAAGAAGCAGAGAAGCUGUGUUCUUGGAUCAUUGCAAUGGGCCUUUUGCUCCCAUUUAGUGACUGCUUCCGAGAGCCUUGUGGUCAGAACGCGCAACAAAGUGCGCCAACAUUUGAUCAAGAUCAGCUUUACACGUGGGCUGCAGUAAACCAACCCACACAUUCAUCUGAUUAUGUUGAGGGAAGAUUUCCAAGAAGAAUUCCAUCAGUGUGGCCACCACCAAAGCCUCCAGAUGAAGAACAGAAAGUAAACCAUACAGAAAAAGAAGAUGGAAAAGAAUAUGCAGCUGCUGCGGUGGCAACAAAAACAGAAGGCACAGAGGAUGUCCAGAAGGUACAGGAGAAUGUUGCAAUGAAAUCAGAAGAGCGGGCGAGUGAAAUCCAGCGGCUGGAGCAGACCAUACAAGACCUGAAAACAAAAAUUGCAGAACUGGAGAAACAGUUUCCAGCAGCAGAGCCACUGGUCUCCAGCAACAGCAUCUCACGAAGUGAAAGCAGAUGGCCAACACAUGAGGGUCUCCUUAAUAUAGCUCUUCAGGAACAAGAACCAUGUGCCCUACCUAAAACUAUAACUGCAAAGUCUGUACAGACUUCACCAAUGGACGAUUGUUUAACACACGUAAUGCCUUCAGUCAACACACUGCCACAAGCUCCUCCCCAUUUCCAAGGGAAUCUGAGUCAAGGGUCAACUGAGCCAUUGCCAACACUUGAGCCACAGCCCACCUUUUGCUCUGAAAUCUCUCUUGUUCUCUCACCAAAACGGAUUUCUGUACAAUUGGAUGCUGCCCAAGAAAAGCUGACUUGCAGUGAACAGUCCCCUUCUUCAUCCAUUUCUGGCCCUACCACUGGAUUGUCUAUUUCCCUGCCUGGAGCAGGAGGUCCAUUUUUAAUGCCACCUUCUUCUGGUUCAGAUGUACUGCCUCUACCAUCCCUACCUGCCUCAGGACAUCUCCAAUCUUUACCUGGCACAAUGCUGCCUCCUGCCCCACCAUUGCCUGGCAAAGAGAUUCCUCCUCCACCACCUCUGCCUGGAAUGGACGUGUCACCACCUGCCCCUUCUUUAGCAAAUGUUUCUUCUCCACCUCCUUUAUCUGGAGCUGGAAUGGAUAUAGAGAUACCAUCACCACCACCUCUUCCUGUAAUGGGAGUGCCACCACCACCGCCACCUUUGCCAGGGGCAGCUAUUUCUCCUGCAGCAGCUUUGUCCAGCCUGGGUGUGCCCCCUGUUCCCCCACCUUUGCCUGGCAUGGGAGCACCUCUGCUUCCUCCUCCUCCACCGCUGCCACCUCCUCUACCUGGAAUGGAAGUGCCACCACCUCCACCUUUGCCAAGCAUGGGGAUUCCCCCUCCCCCACCUCUACCAGGGAUGGGAGUGCCAAUACCUCCACCAUUGCCAAGCAUGGGGGCACUUCCCCCUCCCCCUCCUCCUCUACCAGGAAUGGGAGUGCCACAACCUCCACCUUUGCUGGGCAUGGGGGCACCUCCCCCUCCUCUGCCUCUGCCUGGAGUGGCUGUACCACCUCCUCCACCUUUGCCAGGCAUGGGGGCACCUCCCCCUCCUCCGCCUCUGCCUGGAGUGGCUGUACCACCUCCUCCACCUUUGCCAGGCAUGGGUGUGCCACCUCCACCCCCUUUGCCUGGGGCAGGAGCUCCCCCUCCUCCCCCACCUUUACCUGGUGUGGGUGUGCCACCUCCCCCACCCCUUAGUCUUCCACACAUUUCUGGAUUUCUUCCCCCUCCUUUGCCCAGUGGUUUAUUUGUAAUGGGGCUGAGCCAGGAAAAAGGUAGCAGGAAACAUGCAAUAGAACCUUCUCGACCAAUGAAGCCUCUUUAUUGGACCAGAAUUCAACUUCACAAUAAAAGAGAUUCUAGUGCUUCACUUGUGUGGGAAAAAAUUGAAGAGCCUUCCAUAGAUUAUCAUGAAUUUGAAGAACUGUUUUCUAAAACAGCUGUUAAAGAAAGGAAGAAACCCAUUUCGGACACCAUCACAAAGACAAAGAACAAACAGGUUGUCAAGUUAUUAAGCAACAAAAGAUCACAAGCAGUUGGAAUAUUAAUGUCCAGUCUUCAUUUGGAUAUGAAAGAUAUACAGCAUGCUGUUGUGAACUUGGACAACUCGGUGGUUGACCUAGAAACUCUUCAAGCCCUUUAUGAGAAUAGAGCACAGUCAGAUGAACUGGAAAAGAUAGAAAAACAUGGAAAAUCAAGUAAAGAAAAAGAGAACGCCAAGUCUUUGGACAAACCUGAACAGUUUCUUUAUGAACUCUCCCUCAUCCCCAACUUCUCAGAACGUGUCUUUUGUAUUCUAUUCCAAUCAACAUUUUCUGAAAGCAUUUCUUCUAUUCAUAGCAAACUUGAGUUGAUGCAGAAACUGUGUGAGACACUAAAAAGUGGCCCAGGAGUUAUGCGAGUUUUAGGCUUAGUUCUUGCUUUUGGGAAUUACAUGAAUGGUGGAAACAGGACGAGAGGACAGGCAGAUGGCUUUGGAUUAGACAUACUUCCCAAACUGAAGGAUGUCAAGAGCAGUGACAACAGCAGAAGUCUUCUGUCUUACAUUGUCUCAUAUUAUUUACGCAAUUUUGAUGAGGAUGCUGGAAAAGAGCAGUGCAUCUUCCCUCUUCCAGAACCACAAGAUCUCUUCCAAGCUUCUCAGCUAAAAUUUGAAGAGUUUCAGAAAGAUCUCCGGAAACUUAAAAAAGACUUGCGAGCAUGCGAAACAGAAGCAGCCAAAGUUUGCCAGUUUUCCUUAGAGGAGCACAUCCAACCCUUUAAAGACAACAUGGAGAAAUUCAUUAGUCAAGCUAAAAUUGACCAUGAAAUGGAAGAGAAAUCUCUUGAAGAGACGCGUAAAAGCUUUCUAGAAACCGCCGCCUAUUUCUGUAUGAAAGCAAAAAUGGGUGAGAAGGAGGUGUCCCUAAAUGCUUUCUUCAGCAUUUGGCAUGAAUUUAGUUCCGAUUUUAAAGAGUUUUGGAAAAAGGAAAAUAAGCUUAUUCUACAAGAAAGACUUAAAGAAGCCGAAGAAGUCUGUAGACAGAAAAAGGGAAAAUCGCUUUACAAUAUAAAACAAAAACAUGAUUCUGGAAUUAAAGCAAAAAUAAGUAUGAAAAUAUGAGAGAAGAAAGGCACAUGUCAUUGUCGACCUGUUCAUAAACUCUAUCUUUCUGUGGGGAGAAAAGGGAAACUACAUCACAGCUCAUUUAUUUUCUUGACUAUUUUACAUUUGUCUUCUGGUUUGACUGAUUAGUAUCUACUAAGAACUUGACUGAAAAACAGAUUUGCUCUUGGUAGGGCCCAAUAGUAGAUGUUAUGGAUUUGAGACACGCGUCUUCCAUAUACCCCAUGCUACCCUUUGCAUCCCAAACUUAUUUUUGUAAUGUAAAUGGAGGAAUACUAAUAACAACUCAACACAGCCUUUGUAAGAGACAGUAUCUCAGGCUGCCCUAACUGGAAAUUGUAUAAGCAGACAAACGUUACACUCCUGUUCCUGCUGGCAAGUUGUUUGCAAAAGCAAAUGCACUUCAAUGCUGCAUUUCGAUUAGGGGAGGACGAAGUUGCUUCUCCAG